Messenger RNA from Limulus polyphemus (Atlantic horseshoe crab), 2736 nucleotides. Its product is annotated as probable E3 SUMO-protein ligase RNF212. Gene Ontology annotation, molecular function: SUMO transferase activity. Gene Ontology annotation, cellular component: synaptonemal complex. The coding region runs from base 2301 to 2729 and encodes 142 amino acids. The record is from RefSeq and is a predicted model, not a curated record. The transcript has 8 exons. Gene Ontology annotation, biological process: reciprocal meiotic recombination; homologous chromosome pairing at meiosis; protein sumoylation. NCBI's taxonomy places the organism in Eukaryota, Metazoa, Arthropoda, Merostomata, Xiphosura, Limulidae.
UUUUUUUUUGUUUACGUAGUCUAGCUUCUAAGGCUAAGUUAAUAUUCUACGAUACAUAACUUUCACUUAUAUUAUACGUUAACUUACAAGUUACAGUUAUGCUGUAAAGUCCUAUAUACACUUACAAACAAGAUGAAGAUACACUGGACUUGGUGCAUUAUCUGCCAGCAAGUUACAGUAGAACCACUUAAAUGUCCAUUGCAGAGUCCUGGCACAAGUUGAGCUAAAACAGAUGCCUACUCAUCAUUUCUAGCAAAUGUGCAACAGUUUAGAGAAAUUGACUUGCUUCCAACUAAACUCUACUGUGGGAGUGCUGACAGUUUUGCAGCUCACUCUGCUUCAUGGCACAAAUUCUACCAUCUGAAAAAUAACAAUUCUUAGUUGAUGAAAGCAAGAAGGAAGUGAGAAAGCAACACAGAGCCUGAAGAGACGAGACCCAACAAGUGUAAGGCACUGGAUGUUCAAAUGGGCUUCUUCUGUGAGAAAGGAAAUGAGGAGGGUGACUUGUGUCAUGUUUCAACUUUUGAUGCAGAUGAUAAUAUUUGUACAAUGAUAACUGAAUUGCAAGAUUCUCAGCUCCUUGCAAAACUUACUGGGGGAGACCUUGCAACCGAAGCAAAGAAUCAACUCAAAUGCCUGGUCAAGUUGAGAAAUUGAUAGUGUAGCCUUAUCAGAAAAUUAAACCAGAAACUAGAAAUGACAAAGUGAAUGAGAGUUGAGUGUUUGUGGAGCUAAUGAGUUACAUUGAAAAAGCUGUUGACCAUGGAUCCCUUCUCUUCAAGUUGUCUGAACUCCACACACUAUAUGUAAAUCAUUUGGAGGAUUUUGAUAGUAGUAAAUUAAUUAACAAAACCAGGUUGACAAACCAACUACUGGAAUGUUUUUCAGAAGCACAAGAAGAGUAUGAUGGGAGAAAUGCUGUCAUUAUUUUCAAGGAAGGGAUGCAAUACUUUACAGGAAGCUCUGAAAAAAAUAGAUUUCUCUGAAGAAGCUGUUAUUCUGGCCAAAGCUGAAACAAUAAUAUGAAAGAUAUCUUCAGUCAUGAAGCCUUCAAAUUCACAGGAUUCUUCCCUCCACAAUGUCAAGAAGAAUCACAGUCUUCCAGUCUCAAGUAAAUGUGGUACAUAAUCAGACAACACAAAGAAAAGAUCAUCUGAGUCAGAUGUGGAAACAAGGCAUACUUUGGAGCAGGAACCACCUCUCCUCAUCUACAUUGGUUUGAAUAUUCAUACUCUGACAAGAAACAAAAAACUCAUCCAGCAGCUGUAUCAGAUGGGUAUCAGCAUUUCAUAUGACAGGGCUAUGGAGCUUGAAGACUGGAUUGUCUUUUCUGUUUGUGAGCAGUAUGAAGAAGAUGGUGUGGUAGUCCCUCUUGCCUUAGAAAAGGCUUGUUCACAGUUGGUGCCUUAGACAAUAUAGACCAUAAUUCAACUUUAACCACUGCUGUGACUUCUUUCCAUGUAACUGGAAUCAGCCCUUUCCAGUUUCCAACAAGGAAUAUACCUGGUGACACCUAGAUCAAGAAAGCAUGGGUUUCUGUUUGUAUCACAAUUACUUAAGUCUCUAAAGCCUGCAGGGAAUUGAUCAGAUGCUCAUGCAAGGGAGACUGCUCAAAAUCCAGAUGCAGCAAAGCCAAUCUUGACUGUUCCCCUCUGUGCAGUUGUAAAUGUGGCACAUAACCAGACAGUUGGAACAUUGUGUGUAGAAUGAUGAACUUGCUACUUCUAUAGACACAUACAAACAAUAUAUUCAGAAUUCACCUACAGACAAUCUGUUCCGAAUUAACCAAAAUACACAUUGAUUGCAACUUGUGCUGUAGGACCACACAUUUUGCACUAUUACCCAUGCAUGUCAUAGGCUGCACCUAUUCAUAGUAACAAAAAUAGAUGGCUAUAGUGCCCUGACAGUAAAAAAAUAUUGAUAGAAUGUUCAGUUGUUUUAAAAUUUCAUAAUUAAGUGCUAUUCUGACAAUUGCAAUAAGUCCAAGCAAGUUUAAGCAUAAUAUAAAUGGCAGGUGGUGGCCAUGUUGGAUUUUGAUGUAUUAUACAGAAACCCUUGAUAUUUCAAGAGGGCUCUGAGGCAAAACUUGAUAAGUGCUAUCAAAAGAAAAUUCAUACCAAAUUUGGUGUUUGUAUCUGCUCAGUAACGGUAACCUCAAAAUAUUGGGCUAAGCCACCUGACUAUUGUAUGUGUAUCAUCACAUUUGUUCUCUUCAACUUGACCAUUCUUUAUUUUUCGUUGCCCCUCUCUGAUUUACUGAGUUUAAUUUGGAUACCUCAGGUCUUUAGUAGAACCCGAACAUGACAGACUGGAUUCACUGUAACUCCUGCUAUAAUCUUCCUAGAAGUGGCAAAAACUUUUCUCUGACGAAUUGUGGGCACAUUUAUUGCAGUGACUGUCUUUCCAGAUGUGUGAGAGACAGAUGCAUGAUCUGUGGAAAUUCUUGCAGAUCUAUUCUCCUUUCAACAGAGAUGAACCCCAGUCUUCAGAUGUAUUUUUUAGAUCCUCUCAUUCAGCUAAAAACAAUCCAGCAGAUCUUUGAAUUUCAACAAAAUCAACAAAUGAGAUUAAUGAAGUUUUGGCGAGAUCAGGUGGAGAAAAUCAGUUCCUUUAAAGAUUGUUUUCAGAAAAUGGAGAGAAGACUGAUGAACUUUAAAUGUGAUAAUGCCACACUUCGUGAAGAAAAUCAAAUCCUACGCAGGAAACUGGUCCAGAAUGACUUGAGGUGAGCAUUCA